Molecule: messenger RNA, 1844 nt
Organism: Dunckerocampus dactyliophorus (ringed pipefish)
Lineage: Eukaryota; Metazoa; Chordata; Actinopteri; Syngnathiformes; Syngnathidae
Product: spore coat protein SP96-like
Exons: 2
Coding region: 331-792 (153 amino acids)
Source: RefSeq, a predicted model, not a curated record
AUUCACUGUUGCUACAUCCCUUGUUGGUGAAACACGUGCCGAUAGUCUUUCAAAUUAUAAACUGUAUCUCUUAACAAAGACGUUAUGAUGUUUGCAUCCUGCUAAAAUCCACAAUAUCCCAGCAAAUCAUUCCAUAGGGCGUCCUUCUCAUUUUCAUACCAAGCACAUUUCUCUUAUCUUCCCUUUCUUUCCAGAAUACAGUGCAGGAUUUUUUUGGGUCAUGUUUCUCCCUGACAACUAUCUCUUAUCAGCAUCAGUGCAACAGAGAAGUGGCCGCUAUAAAGGGACCAGCAAAAACUUGGGGGGCAGGCAUUCCGCUAAAAGACAACAAUGGAGAAAGCAUCAAAGUUCGUCCUCUCCGCGUGGUUCAUCGUCAUGACAGCAAGCUGCACCGAGGGUCAAACAGUAACAGCGUGCCCUUCCUGUACAAGUGACUCAAGCUUGACCCAACGAGAUAUUUCCAGCCCACCUCCAGCGAUCGCAUCCACGACCGGCCGCUCUUCUACUCUUGGAAACGACGGCCGCGCCGAAGCGUCGACCACAAGAUCGCAUCUCCCAUCAUCCACCUCGGUCUCCACCACAGAUGUCAACCCGGCAUCAAGUCAACCCACAGAACCCUCCGGAACCACUCGGAGCCCUGGAGAGGCACCUUCCACCUCCGAGUCUUCCCCAAGUGGGACCAACUCUCCCAGAACCUCAGCCACAACAUUAAAAGCAGGGACGUGUUCGUUGUUUCGGUCCUGUAGUCCAAUGCUGGUGUCUGUCAUUUCCAUUGUAGUCUACACUGCAUGAAGUGCUAAACCACAUGAUUUCCAAACGGGAUCUUCUUGUGAAAAAGAAUGAUCUUUGAAGUGAAAGAUCUUUCAACUAAGACUAGUACAUCUUUUCUCAUUUGAAUACAGUGUUCCCUCGUUCAAACACGGCUCACCUUUCGCGGAUUCGCAGAGUUUUUUUGUGUGCUUUUCUUCUUUUUUUUUUGUUUACAGUGUAUGAAUGCUGUUCCAGGCCGAGCCUGGCCCUUUAAGAACAAUUGCAUUGUGGGAAGUUUCCUUUCUCCUCUGUCUCCUGAUUGGCUGUAGACCAUUGUCAAUCAAUCUCCUUUGUGCUCUGCCCUGCCCUGUGUCAUUGCUAGCUUGCUUGUUUGCUAGCUUGUAAAUGAAUCUUCGGUUCGAAAGCGGAAGACUGCAACAGGAGUGGAAUACACACGAGUGACUUAAUAAUGUAUUUUGUCCGACCUGUAGGUUGAUCAUUAAAAUUCAGAUGAAGGUUUGAACUUCUUUGAGUGUUUAAACAAGAGAGAAACGUGAGAAAAUGUUAUCGCCAGUCUGAGAAAAGCACAUAAAGUGGAUGGUUACAACAAUCAACAUCAAACAAUUUAAAUAACCACAGUUUGCACACAAUGACUGAAUACAUAAGCUACAUUUACACUAUGAAAUAACGAUAUACAAAAACUAAAUCAAAUAAUCAUAUACAACAGCUAUUUGAAAUACCUAUGUAAACUACUGUGUAUGUAAAACUAUGUACAAAAAUGUAUUAAUAUCAAUUGACCAUUGCUUUACAUUUGAAUCAAUGUGAGCAUUUCCAUUUUAAGAGUUUGUAGUAAUAACUGCUUUUAAUAUAAUAUAUAUUUUUUGGCACCCCCCGGAGGCCACUGCACCCUCAGCAAUGGGCCAGUGCGCUCAGGAUGUACAAUAAAUGUUCAAAUCCUGAUCAUCAAGUAUUUAUGAGAGUAAUACAUAGGUGAACUAUAUAUUACAUGUGGCAUGCAUACAUAUAAUGGAUUUUCAUGCAAUUAGAUACAUAAUUAAAAAGCAAUAUUGUGGCGUAUUUCUACAUUGGUGUCA